AGUUAAUUAACGACUAGAGCAGACUGUUUGGGAGUUCUUCAACAGAUUCCUAUCUUGGCUCUGCGCAGUCGAGCCCAGAGAGAGAGAGAGAGCGCGCGAGCUAGCCCCAAAUAGCUGAGACUCAAAAGCAAAAAUGGCGGACCCACCACCACCACCAUUACCGCCAAAGGAAUUGCCAAUCAAUCGCUACAAGUUCAUUUGGCGAGUCCUCUUGAUCUCCAAUCUUGCUCUCGGAGGAAGGAUUAGUCCCCUCCCUACCCUGAUAAUGAGAGGCUACUGCCAUCUGGACAAACCCACUUCCCAUUCCUCUUUACCUUGAUGACAUGAAGCUGGUUGGUUAAUUAUCAGAUGGUGUGCCUAUUUUGCCACUUCACCAUUGAAGAAUUGGGGUUAAACUCUUGAUCUCUAAGCUUACAUGUUUAUUGGGGCUCGGAAGAGAGAUAUUGGCAUAGUAAAUAGGAAAUCUGCAGAAACAGGCGCUAAAAAUCACAAAGCUGUAGUUGAAGUGCCCUCUCCUCCUGCAACAACUACUACAAGUACAACUUCUGAGACGUGGGAUAUGUGAAGGUGCAGCAGCCUGCCUAUCCCAGGAGACCGGCAACAAUAACAUUUCAAGUAGACGUUAGAAGGGAAAACGAACUCAAAGUCAAGGAUCCUGAAGAGAAUAAUUGAAAUGAUGAAGAAAAGACAAUCUUAAAGUUUUAUCCGUGAAAAAUCCGCACCAAGCUUUUAAUUGGUGCUUCUCUUUACUGACAGAAGCUUAUACAGAGAAAUUUUGUUUCAAAGUAUAGACCAUAGCACUUAGAUCUUGUUAUGUUGGGAGAUGGAUAGUUAACGGCUUGAGUAACAUGUUUGCAGCAGAUUACGUGCCAAUUUUUGCACGAUAUAAGGACCCCUUGUCCAUGAGAAUUAUCUGUAUCUUCUUACUUUGGGAAUUUGUUGCAAAAUAUUAGAUUAUCUAUUUCUUCCCAAAUACUUAGUGUGGAAUUAUUGGGGAAAAAUUCAUUAAGAUUACUACUAAUGAAGAUCAUUAAACCUCCUUUGGGAGCCCGACCGGUUGUAAGGCACCCAAGGACAAAAAUUAAGCAAACAGCAAGAGUGAGAGAGAAUGAAAUAAAUAAAGAUUUUGUCAUUUUGCCUUUUGAGCGCUUUGAGUUUGAGACUUUGAUGUGGUUAACAAUUAAUAAAGGGCUCCACCAUUGUUGUGUCCUCCAACUCCCUCCUCUAACGAUAUCCACACUUCCAUCCAAUCCCAUCUGCCCUCUUCGAGGCUUGAACCAUUCAUCCAAAUUUCAAAGCUAAUUGAAAAAAAAAGAAAAAAAAAAGAGGAGAAUUUUGCAUACUGGCCCUGGUCUUGCACAGUUAACCUCCCAUUACGAAUCUUUAUCUCUACAAUGCCAGGAACCAUCCUAGUUUCAGUUCUUGAAUUCAUGGACCUUCCAUCUUCAUCAUCUUCUUCCUCAAUAUCCAUAAAGGUUUCAAUGGGGAAAAGAGAGUGCCAAACUUGGGACAAGGGAGACUUCACCUUCCCAUUGACGACCCUUCGUGACAAUUUGGUUGUUCUUCUUCAAGAUGCCGAGGGAAAUGAGAUAUUAGACGCAGGUGUUGAGACCAAGUCCAUAGUCGAGAAGGGUCUUUGGGACGCCUUCUUUUCCCUCAAAGGAGGUGGGUUGGUGCAUAUGAAGUUACAGUUUGUACUCAACGAAGAAGAGCGCAUCCGAAUCCGUUUGAUGAGAGAAUCUGCACUAAAAAGGAAACUUGGGGAGUUUAUCUAUAGCAACCCCAGUAGUGUGCAAAUUACUCCUGGUGCUGGGACAAAUCUUGCAUCAUCUUUGUGCCUUCCCAAUGAGAUCUCAGAUAGAAAUGAGGAGACUUCAUCAGGCAUUACUCUGCAUCAGAGGGUUGACCUCCCUCUGACUGAAUCAUGUCAAGGGAAAUUAGUUGAGGAGACUGAGGCACAGCCACUUCCUGCUAAUGUUCCAGCCAAGGCCAAAUAUGCUAGUGAAUCUUCAAAACUAUUAAGAAGCCCACAGUCCAUGGUUCGAGUAAUAAGUCUUCCUAAUCUUCAGGAAGAUAAGCCUCAUAACCUUGAGAAGCAGGGUCCAAUCCAGAAAACUCCUAGCAAUGUAAAGAAAAUGAUAAGCACCUUCGAAAGUGGUUCAGCUGAGGAUAUGAGGCCUUGCAUCAAACCGCCACCAAAAGAAGUUCAAUCGAACAGUAUUAAAGCAGGAGCUCCCCUGAAAUUCCAUAAUUUAAAAGAAGACAAGAAAGUGGAUACAGAAACUGCAAAGUCAAUAUUAGAAGGGGUUUUGAAGUCCUUUUCUUCAGGGGACUUGCUACUUGACCCAACAUCUGGUGAUAAAAGUGGUGAGCAAAUUAAUUUACUUGGAGCUUCAGAUGGGACUAAAUCAUCACAUCCCACUGGGAUAAAAAAUAAAGUCAAACAAUUGCAUGUACAUCAAGAAGUUGGCAUAAAGAAAAACAACUUCCACGAAGAUUUCAUUACAACAUCAACAUUUGAAACAGUUCAAGUUUCAGAGAAGAUUCUUAGCAAGCAUAGGCACCAACCAAGUAAUACGCGCCAUGGAAGGCGAAAUUCUGGUAGUAAUCCAGUUAUAGAGGAGAGUCGACUAGAAAUUUCUUCCACAAAUAUUUCUCAAAUCAUCGACAUUCAAGAAGCUUCAACUAGUGCCGAUGUGUGUACAUCAGUAGUAAACUGUGAAGAUAGGCACAUUCCCUAUGAGAGCUCUGGUGCCUGGAUAUUCCCAGAUGAAGCAAUACGUUUCUGCAUAACAACUAGUGGUAAAAAGUUCAUGGAUUUACUAGGAGGUUGCAGAGAGAAGCCAAACAUCCAGCAAGGAAGGAUGAAUGUAUCUCUACCAGAAAAUUCAGAAGAGCAGAAUGUGAAGAAUCACAGACCAAGAAAAUCAAAGGUUGAUCAUCCAGAGGAAGCUGAAACUUCCGGAGGGAAAGUUGGACAGGCAAUAAAAGUUGCAAUCAUGAUUGGCUUCGGCACACUAGUUCUCCUUACAAGACAAAGAAAAAACAGGUAAUUGCAGAUGAAAAUAAAAAAAGAUCAGCAGAUGAAGUUUCUCCAAGGGGUGGGGGUGUAUAUGCUGACUUGAAUGGCCAUUUUACGUAAUUGCAGAUGAAAUUAACCGGCAGAUGCACUUUGGUUAUCAUCCCAAGGGGUGGGGUGAGAAGAUUUUUGAACCACCAUUUGUUUUUUUGUUUUUUUUUUAUACGAAAAGUUUAGGGUAAUUGUACCGACACUUGCGGUUGUGUCCCCGAUUUUGCCUCUCCUCCAACUCUUCAUUUAAUAACCUCUUUCCAUGCGAUUUAAAUA
Molecule: messenger RNA, 3346 nt
Organism: Prunus persica (peach)
Lineage: Eukaryota; Viridiplantae; Streptophyta; Magnoliopsida; Rosales; Rosaceae
Exons: 12
Coding region: 1395-3053 (552 amino acids)
Source: RefSeq, a predicted model, not a curated record